This is a messenger RNA of Vitis vinifera (wine grape), 883 nucleotides long. Its product is annotated as disease resistance protein RUN1-like. Lineage: Eukaryota; Viridiplantae; Streptophyta; Magnoliopsida; Vitales; Vitaceae. The transcript has 3 exons. The record is from RefSeq and is a predicted model, not a curated record. Gene Ontology annotation, molecular function: protein binding. The coding region runs from base 83 to 883 and encodes 266 amino acids.
UCUAAGCAGCAUUUGUAGGUUUAAAUCUUUUCGCUGACUCUUUCUCAAUGGGUGCUCAAGCCUACGGAACUUUCCCAAAAUCAUGGAGGGUAUGAAAUACUUAGAGGUGCUUGGUUUGGAAGGAACAGCUAUAAAAGAACUACCAUCAUCAAUUCAAAAUCUGAAAAGCCUCCAAAUGUUGUAUUUGAGCAAUUGCAAGAACCUUGUGACUCUUCCAGACAGCAUUAAUGAUUUGAGAUCUCUUAAACGAUUGAUACUCCCUGGUUGUUCAAACUUGGAGAAGUUUCCCAAGAAUCUGGAAGGCUUAUGCUCCUUAGUAGAACUAGAUUUGAGUCACUGCAAUCUAAUGGAAGGGUCAAUACCCACUGAUAUCUGGGGUCUAUAUUCCUUGUUUACAUUAAAUCUAAGUGGAAACCAUAUGGUUAGCAUACCAUCUGGCAUCACUCAACUUUGUAGACUCCGUCUCCUUGAUAUCAGUCACUGCAAGAUGCUCCAAGAAAUUCCAGAGCUUUCAUCGAGUCUACCACAAAUAGAUGCCCACGGCUGCACGAAGCUGGAAAUGUUAUCAAGUCCAUCAUCUCUACUCUGUCCUUUCCUCAAAUGGUUCAAACGGUUCAAUCCAACAAGUAAUGAGUACAUGAAUCGGAAUUGGAAGAAAGGCAAGGUAAUUAUUAUUCCGGGAAACGGUGGAAUUCCAGGGUGGGUGUUGCAUCAGGAGAUUGGAAGCCAAGUAAGAAUAGAGCUUCCUUUGAAUUGGUACGAGGAUGACCACUUUCUGGGAUUUGCUUUCUUCUUUCUUUAUCAUAAAGGGAAUCAUUUUGAGGUUCCAUAUUAUUUUGAUUUGACAUUGCACGGUGAUUCGGAUGAAAUGAAUUGUGGGUGA